This is a messenger RNA of Thermothelomyces thermophilus ATCC 42464, 852 nucleotides long. RefSeq lists its product as uncharacterized. Lineage: Eukaryota; Fungi; Ascomycota; Sordariomycetes; Sordariales; Chaetomiaceae. The transcript is spliced from 3 exons. The coding region runs from base 98 to 361 and encodes 87 amino acids. The record is from RefSeq and is a predicted model, not a curated record. Gene Ontology annotation, molecular function: structural constituent of ribosome. Gene Ontology annotation, biological process: endonucleolytic cleavage to generate mature 3'-end of SSU-rRNA from (SSU-rRNA, 5.8S rRNA, LSU-rRNA); translation; endonucleolytic cleavage in ITS1 to separate SSU-rRNA from 5.8S rRNA and LSU-rRNA from tricistronic rRNA transcript (SSU-rRNA, 5.8S rRNA, LSU-rRNA). Gene Ontology annotation, cellular component: cytosolic small ribosomal subunit; ribosome.
CGAAAUUCAAGACGCUUGAAAUUCCUUAGCCCUGAUCUCCGGCACCGCAACGAAUCCCCGAACCGUCACUUCGCAGCACCCAUAACAAGCCGCAAAGAUGGAGAACGACCGUGGCGAAAUCGUCGACCUUUACGUCCCUCGCAAGUGCUCUGCGACGGGCAGGAUCAUCCGGGCCAAGGACCACGGCUCUUGCCAGAUUACCGUCGCCAAGGUGGACGAGAACGGCCGUGCCAUUCAGGGCGAGAACAUCAUCUACGCCCUCUCGGGCUUCGUCCGUGCCAUGGGUGAGAGCGACGACUCCCUGAACCGUCUCGCCCAGCGUGACGGUCUCCUCAAGAACGUCUGGAGCGCCCAGCGGUAGAUUACGCAUGUUAGAUGUUUGGAGGAGAAGAUGAUGUGCGUUUUAACGACCGGCGCCUCGACAUGAUUUAGACGGAGGACAGUGCGAUGACGGCUGGGCAUGGAUCUGGGGCUUCUUUCUCGCGGAUACGUCUUGACCGGUUACUCGAUGGCGUCAACGGACAUUGUCUCUCGGAACAAAUAAACUAGCAUCGUGAUCACCCUUUCGGCGCCGCCCGGUUUUCUCUCCCUUCUCUCGCCCGAACCUGAUGACGACGACCGGCUAGCAAAGUCUCCCCUGAUCUAUCCCCGGUAUCUGGGGAGGUUGGAGUUACCUCGAUAGCUCCCGUGCCGUAGAUUGAGCUCGCAGGCCUCGAAAAAGCCGUGAUGACAAAGUGGCUCGUCAUGGUACAGAUACGGGUCUGACACGUCAAGCAUCUGCCUCUUUCUUCACGUUUUCCCACGUCCUUCGAUCAACACUUAGCAUACACCUUUCUAUAAACUUGUUCCCGC